UCCCUGUCAGUGUCAUCUGUCAAAAUUUACAUAACAACAUCAAGUAUGAGUGUUUCCAAAGAAUCUAAAGCUUUUGAUUAUGCCAAAAGUCCCGAUGGAGAAGAUGUGUUUCCGAAAUUGGCGGCUAUUUUUAAACCUGUGGCACUCACCGCAUUUGGAGUUUCUACGUUAGACGUUAUGUUGUAUUCACACCCAAAAGGUUAUAUGCAGACUCUUGGACGAUACAUACACUUCAGCUGGCCUAUUUUUGGGGCUGCUACAGCCUUUGUGCUUGGAAGUAACAUAGCGGGAUCUGUGCGGGCCAAAGAUGAUCGACUGAACUGGUUUAUUGGUGGAAUGAUGGCAGGAAGCGUAUAUGGAGUUUGGAGAAGAACAACUGUUGGAGGUUUGGCAGUCGGAGUAGCUUUAGGAAUGUUGGCUGUCGGUAAAAAGUAUGCCAAUUUACAUGGCACUCAUUUGUUGUAUCCUGACAAGUUUAAUGUUCAAUAUGGUGGCUUUCGAUCUGGGCAGCAAGAUUGGACUUUGAUGAAACAUAGGCCAGGGAAUUGGACCACUGGUGAAGAAGGAAAGUGAAUAGGUAUUAUUCUGUAGUUUAUUGUAUAUAAAUAAAAGUUUGUUUAAAUAA
Messenger RNA from Zophobas morio, 625 nucleotides. RefSeq lists its product as uncharacterized. The record is from RefSeq and is a predicted model, not a curated record. Lineage: Eukaryota; Metazoa; Arthropoda; Insecta; Coleoptera; Tenebrionidae. The transcript has a single exon. Bases 46 to 573 code for a protein of 175 amino acids. Gene Ontology annotation, biological process: mitochondrial respiratory chain complex I assembly.